GGUGAAGAUCUGGUUUCAGAAUCACAGGUACAAGAUGAAGAGGGCGGCCAAGGAGAAGGCCAUGUCCGAACAAAACACGUCCGCCUCACAGUCAGUGGGAUCUCCGCGUCGUGUGGCAGUUCCCGUGUUGGUGAAGGAUGGCAAGCCCUGUCCCACGGGCGAUGACCAGGACGGGGCCACGCAGUCAACGCCCUCGUCCACGCCCCUCACCUCGCAGCCCCCGCCCGUACACCACGCGGCCGAGCAGCACCACGCCGACCACCACCACACGCCCACCUCCUACUCCGGCUCCGUGCAUCUCUCCGGCUCCCAUGUGAUUAGUGACCUGGGGGGCGGCUGCUCUUCCCCCAUGAUGACCGAGCCUGUUGUGGUAAGCGGCGUCUCCUCUGCCUCCGCCGCCUGCCUGCCGCCCGUGUCCUCCAUCAGUGGGGACUACGCCCGCAUGACGCCGCCCACACACCACAUGGUCACGCCGCCCGCCACCCCGCACAACCCGCCCAACAUGUGUUACUUCCCUUUACAAAGCCGCACCUGGUGAACCAACAAUCCCGCCCAAUAUUUCUAGUUCCCGCCCAUUAGUUCCUGCCCGAUAGUACCUCAGGUUCCUCCCCCCCACGCCCACCCUAGCACGCCCACAUCUGUCCCUUCCUCCCAAGCCCAUACACUUCAAAGGCGCCCAUUCCUCAUUCCCUGAUUUUUGUGUAGUUUAGUUCAUAUUUAUUAGUUUUUUUUCAUGAUGUAUUAAGUUCUUUGCCUCCUCUUCCUCUUCCUCUUCCUCUUCCUCCUCCUCCUCCCAUCUCUCUCCUCUCCUUGCCAUUAAUACACAUUUCCUUUAAAAUUUAGAGGAUUCAAGUCCAAGUUAACAAUGAACACAAGUGAACACGUGUGAAUCUAUCCCAUUCGAACCCCGUCCUGCCCCGACCUUCUCCCCCUCCACCUGCCCCUCCACCUCCCUACAACUCCUCCCCUCAGCCGGCACCACACACACAAAGCGGUGGACGCAAAUCAAGUCCUUAAAGUCCGUGUUGGGUUGAGUUGAAGCACCGAGACUUAACACAGUGUUCCGAAGCGUCAGUGGCAGAAAUGAGGCUUCGAAAAGUUGCUUCACUUGUGUGUGUGUGUGUGUGUGUGUGUGUGUGUGUGUGUGUGUGUGUGUGCCAGCCUUCACAUUUACGCCAAGAAUAAUUGAAUUUGUCUUUUUUUUUUUAUUUAUUGAUUUCUUUAGUCUAAGAUAAUUAAUUGUGGAGGUAAGAAAAUGUCAAAAAACACUAAAAAAAAAAUGUCCCUUUAACAGACGAGUGAUGGACACGCUGCCUGUGUCCACGUGUAUCUGUGUAUGCCCAUGUCAGUUAGUUUUGUACACUAUCUACUUAUACAUAAAUACACAGAGUAGAAAUACCAUUGUUAAAAAAAAAAAGUAUCUAUAGUUGUCACGUGAUCGCCGAACGACCUUGUUCCUCUGUUAGUCCUAAUGCAGUAAGUCACCUUCGACCAUAAGGUUAAGUAGCUGUAAGGCAGGUGAGAUGACAGCAGACACGUCUGCGGCCAGGCGUCAAUGCACGCACUCCACUCCAGCGCAUCUAGUUUCUCUCAGUCUAGUCACUUGACAUGUUGGCGAUCCGUCACUGCAACACUAAAUGACUGGCAGCCCGUCACCGGACCAACGAGUGAGGGAAGACGCUUUGUGGCGCAGGAGUGAGUGCAGAGUGUUACUUGACAACUGUCCUGGGCGUCCUGCUCCUCGCCAGGCCGGGCAGCGGGAGGACCGGUGCCCGCGUCUGGUGGAGAGAACCUUAGUGGAGCAAAUACGCAAGUCGCCAAAACUCACAUCCACCUGGUCGAGUCCACACCUGAGACUCGAGGCUCAAGGCCCACAGAGACCCGCCUGACGGAGCCCUGCCGAGGGGGUCCAGGGCGGGGGGAGGCGGCACUCGAAGCGCCUUGUUAUGCCUUAUCUCAGUGUCCCUCCUCGCAGGGUCGGCAUUAGCGGGAGUAGUAGUGGUAGCGGCAGUAUUGUGAUGAUAGUGGUAGUAGCGGCUGUAGUGGUAGUGGUAGUGGUAGUGGUGAGUGUGGUGAGCGUGUCCCUCGUGCCGACAUGAUCCUGUGCGGUGGUGGCCACGAGGAACGAACGAACGAACACACCCCGAUGCGGAUCGGAGGGGUAGAGGGAGGGAAGGGAGGGAGGGAGAGUGUUUCUAGAAGAGAGAUAAGAAGAGGGAGAGGCGAGGGAGAGUGUAGGUGAGAGGGGAGCUGUGCCCCUCAGCAAGGUGUUCCUGCCUGGCCACGGCGCUGCGCCACACGCCGAUCACAACGACGCCCUCGCAGCCACGCCACACGCCCAGCGGCGUCCCGCAGCACUGACCGUUCUUCAAAGCAAUAGAGAUCCUCAGGGUAGCUGUUUAUCGUUCUCUGCCGAAGUCUCUGCACAUCAUGCUGACACUACGACAUAUUACGUUUCAUCUUGUAAAUACACUAUUAGUGCCAGACUGGAGUUGGCAGCCGCCGAGAUAGUGUGAGAGGCUGGGGAGGCCCGGCGGCAGAGAAGCUGUUGCCGUGACAAUCACAUCACGCAUAUACUCACAAGCAGGCCUCGGCACACCACCACGCCCCUGGAACACCUUGGUUGCACCCUUGGCUGGCGGCCAGACAAGUGUCCGCGCUUCAAGCCCACCCCCAAAGGAACAGUCCCGUCACUAAUACGUAGUAAUAUGUGUAAAACAAAAUGCGAACAUCGUGCUGGCCGUCCCAUUAGUGUUAGCGAAGGGGCGACAGCGCAGCAAGUAAGGCACCGCGUCUCUGGAGACCAGGAGUCGCUAGUGUGUAUUUCAUUACCACGCCCGGACGGGGCUGCUCCACGGCGCGGCAGGACAAUGCUCCGCCAGGUCCAAAAUGCUCAAAUGCAGAUGAUAAUCAAACAACGCUUCGAAAAUGUGCCAGGGCGAGCAGCCGCGGGGCGCGGGUGUCGCGGGAGAGUGUACAAUGCCAAAGCGGAGAGAACCCUCCUCCCCCCAACCCCGCGCCUGCGCGCCCGCGCCACUCUCCUCUAUUGUGAAGGACGAGGCUCCGCUGCACCUUCAGCAAGGGUCAUACGCUUGUGUCUGCCGUGCUGCACCAGAGCACGCCCCUCUGAUCCAGAGCUGUGACCGAAACACAACUGUUACACCGUCGCUGCGCAGCCCGGCGGCCCGCUGCUGCCGAGGCCGAGCGACUCUGUCCUUGUCCACGUACAGUACACAGGCGUCACCACCACACGCAGGGGGCGAGGCUGCAGCUAGCACACGCGGCGCCUCGCCCCGCACAGGUUGGCCGCCCCAUGGCCCGGGUAGUCGUCCCGGACAAGGUCACGGCCAAGCUGCUGUAGUGUCUUCGCGUCCGGUACAUGUAUAAAUACAUAGUUUUAUGUAUAUAUACAUAUACAUACCUCUAUACACUUUAGACAUACAUACGUAACUCUAGCACACGGUAUAGUGCUGUUAUAGUGCCAAAUGGUGUUGUUGUACAUAAGCGUAGCUUGUAUAAAAGUGUACAGACUCUAUAGCAUUGUACUGUGGGCACAUUCCUUCACCUUUGAUCCAUUAACUUAAAGUUAUGCACUUGAAGCCUAAGUUUAGUAUUUACUGGUAAGACUGUGAGUGACAGUAUUAGCGGCAGGGCCACGGGGAUCUGUCGCUGCUCGCGCGCUGCUGCUGCUGCUGCUGCUGCUGCUGCAGCCGCGGUCACGCCGGUGAUCCGUGCCGCCCUAGCCGUCGCCACACACCACCUCGGCCAUUGUUAGAUCAGUUUGACGAUGUGAAAUCUAAAACACCAACAAGUCUUUCACAGAGAUGUAGAGUAUUGCGGAGGCAGUUGUCAGGUGGCGGGUCGUGUGCCGCGAGUCCCAUACACACACUCCCUAGUCACGCCUCACACCAGUCACCGGCGCCCCGCCAGCCACGUUCAGCCAAUCAAAAUGCCUUCCUAAGGUCCUAGCGGUAAGAACCACUCGCGGCAGACGAUCCACCCACGUGACCUGAGAGGGAAGGGUGCACUGGUCCCUCCUGACUCAGGGUGAUGCACGGAUCCUGAGACCCAUGAAGUGUGACCUCCCAACCCGGGGUCACAUUUGCUGUCCUGCCAAGCUGAAUCACUAGUCGAGUGGCCAGUAAGAAGCAAGGCGCGGCAGGCUGCUGGCGGCAAGCCACAGCUAACGGGUCGUGCCCUGCAGCGCUGCAGCGGCGAGGGACUCGUGCACCUUCCUUCGGUCUUAGACGAAAAUAUAAAGGUUCACCCAUUUUUAGUACAUAGAUUUUUUGAACAAAUAAACAAAUAAUUCACA
This is a messenger RNA of Portunus trituberculatus (swimming crab), 4315 nucleotides long. RefSeq names its product homeobox protein Nkx-2.1-like. Lineage: Eukaryota; Metazoa; Arthropoda; Malacostraca; Decapoda; Portunidae. The record is from RefSeq and is a predicted model, not a curated record. Bases 35 to 538 code for a protein of 167 amino acids. The transcript is spliced from 3 exons.